AUGAACCAUGUGGAUGUAGUGCGGUCUGCAGCGGGAUCAGAGGAGGCGGAGUCCGAGGACAUUGUGCGUGGACCGCGGCUACACGCGUUCUCUCUGUGUGGACUCCUGCAACUUCACACCGGCUUCUCUCCAGCCUCUCUGCACCCACGGACCUGCGAGCCCAACCAAGCCCGAGCAAACAUGUCGGCCUCUGCGGGAAAAGCGAGUAAAAAAGAGGCAAACUCGAACCACGAAGCGGGAGACGAGACCUCCGAAAAAGAGCAACAGGAGGCCAUUGAACACAUCGAUGAAGUUCAGAAUGAAAUUGACAGGUUGAUCGAAAGUGCCAGUGAGGAGAUCCUUAAAGUAGAACAGAAAUACAACAAACUCCGUCAGCCGUUCUUUCAGAAGAGGUCAGAACUCAUCGGAAAAAUCCCAAACUUCUGGGUCACUACGUUCGUCAAUCAUCCACAAGUAUCUGCUCUUCUUGGCGAGGAGGACGAGGAGGCGCUGCAUUACCUGAGCCGAGUGGAGGUCACAGAGUUUGAGGACAUCAAGUCGGGAUACAGAAUAGAAUUUUAUUUUGAUGAAAAUCCGUACUUCGAAAACAAAGUUCUUUCCAAAGAGUUUCAUCUGAACGAGAGCGGAGACCCUUCUUCAAAAUCCACAGAAAUCAAAUGGAGAUCAGGAAAGGACCUGACCAAACGCGUCAGUCAGUCACAGAACAAAGGCGCCCGGAAGCGGCAACACGAGGAGCCCGAGAGCUUCUUCACCUGGUUCACCGACCACGCCGACGCCGGGGCCGACGAGCUGGGAGAGGUCAUCAAGGACGACAUCUGGCCCAACCCGCUGCAGUACUACCUGGUUCCAGACAUGGACGAUGAGGAGGGAGAAGGUGAGGAGGAGGAUGAAGACGAGGAGGGUCUGGAGGACAUCGACGAAGAAGGAGAUGAAGACGGAGAGGAGGAAGACGAGGAUGAAGGAGAGGACGGAGAGGAGGACGAAGGCGAGGACGACUAA
This is a messenger RNA of Knipowitschia caucasica, 999 nucleotides long. The record is from the annotation of a GenBank genome assembly. Lineage: Eukaryota; Metazoa; Chordata; Actinopteri; Gobiiformes; Gobiidae.